Messenger RNA from Emiliania huxleyi CCMP1516, 1656 nucleotides. RefSeq lists its product as hypothetical. The transcript has 2 exons. The record is from RefSeq and is a predicted model, not a curated record. NCBI's taxonomy places the organism in Eukaryota, Haptophyta, Isochrysidales, Noelaerhabdaceae. The coding region runs from base 1 to 1656 and encodes 551 amino acids.
AUGGUGGACCUCGCAAGGCUGGCCGAGCUGAAGAGGCUGCUCAACGACGGGACGCUGACUCGGGAGGAGUUUGAGGCGCUCAAGCAGAAGGAGUUGCAGGCGGACGGCACCGACCGCGGCUCCGACCGCGGGUCAGACUGUGCCUCGGAACGCUCCGCCUCGCCCGCGCCAGUCAUCGGCGCGCCUGUGUACGGGGCAGCCACUGGCAGCGCAGUGCCGGGCGCGCCUGGAGCCUCGAGCACGCCCGCCCUCGCCGAGAUGGGCGAGAUCUUCAGGAAGGAACUCGGCGUCGCGGGCACCAACCUGGUUGAGAUUGUUGAGGCGAGCUGCGUCGCGCUCGGAGUGUCAGUCAAGGGGAAGAGCCUCGCACAGCAGGCAAACGAGUGCUGGCGCAUCCUGCAGUCCCCUGCUGGAGCACACCUCCCAGCGGGCCGGGCGUCGGCGGGCGCCUGCAGUGGUUCAAAGCACGUGGGAGGGAUGAAGACCACCGAUCCGUUUGCGGUGCCGACGGCUCACGACGACCCGCACGAACGCAUUGCCGAGAGGCUUUCGCGUGCACGGGCGAGUGCUGCGUCGUUUGCUUCGAGGCGAUCAUCGACUCGUGUGGCUCCGGCCAUCACGGAAUCGGCAUCCUCUGCUUCGUCUGGCCUUGCGGUGGAUACUGAAGCAGGGCAAGUGCCGCCUCGGGACCGGGCAGAAUCGGAGGGCGAGCGGCUGUCCAGCUCACGGACAUCGACUGCGAGGUCCACUGCCGAAGAGCAGUCCAGCUCGCAGUCGUCUGCUGCCGAGCAAUCGAAGAAAACGACUCGGGAGGCGGGCGAGCCGCCGAAGCAGAAGCUCUCGCAGUCGUGGUGCCCUCUGACGAAUCGCAAAGCCACCGCCAAGCGCUUUGGAAUCGCACUCUUGAUCUCCUUGAUCUUGCUUGCCCUCGCGGGCGCGCUUGCGUUUGCGAUCUACGUUGGGACGUGCCGCAGGGCGCAAUCAGUGUUUACAAGCCGAGAAGAUCUCAGGCGAGCAAUCGAGCUCUACGACUUCGAUGAGGGCUUUUGCGAUUCGCUCCAUGGUGGCAGAAUACCGAUGAACGCGUGGGACGUGUCGGCCGUGACCGACAUGCACGACCUGUUCACUAACCACGAGGAAGCCUCCGAGUUCAACCAGGACAUGGUCAUCAGCGCGUGGAAUGUCUCGGCGGUCACCGACAUGCGCUACAUGUUCUACCUGGCCGACUCCUUCAAUCAGGACAUCAGCGCGUGGAACGUGUCGGCAGUCAGAGAUAUGAGCUACAUGUUCUCCUGGGCCACCUCCUUCAACCAGGACAUCAGCGCGUGGAACGUGACUGCAGUCACCGCCAUGAGCUGGAUGUUUUUCUACGCCCGCUCCUUCAACCAGGACAUCAGCGCUUGGAACGUGUCUGCGGUCACCGACAUGCGCAGCAUGUUCGCUGGCGCCGACUCCUUCGACCAGGUCCUCUGCUCGGAUGCGUGGCGCGCCUCGAAGGGCAAGGCGUCACAGAGCUACAUGACAUGUACAUGUUCUCUGGCACGAACGGACGCUGUCUGUCUGCAGGACGUCUGUGUGACCGCAAGCGUGAUGGCCGCCGUCCCACUUUUGCUUAUCGAAGGCGUCUUGCAGCGAGCACGAAGUGUGAACGCGUAA